Molecule: messenger RNA, 6316 nt
Organism: Clupea harengus (Atlantic herring)
Lineage: Eukaryota; Metazoa; Chordata; Actinopteri; Clupeiformes; Clupeidae
Gene: tnks1bp1
Product: tankyrase 1 binding protein 1
Source: RefSeq, a predicted model, not a curated record
UGAUGCGCGGGUCUCUCUUAAUCUGCUUCGAUUACUUUUUAAGCGUCUUUGUAAUGCACUGUCACAUUUGUUUUGGAAAUUGCGUUUGUGGUCCUCUGGAGGAUCCCUUCUCGUGUCACUAUUGGGAGUGUGUAAGGUCGAUUCGUCCUAAACCUGUUUGUCCGGUCAGAGAAAACGAAUAGCUUACGUCCCAGGUAGGAGGGGCUCUAGACUUCUGCUCAUACGCCUUGCAUGAGAUUUCAAGGCAGUGGAGCUCGCUAUUUGUCAAAUGUUUCUCAGCGACGCGUAGUCUACGGCGGGGCAAGUAAUCACCUGAAACAAAAGAAAAGGGAUUUACUACCAAGGGGUUGUUUUCUUCCGAUUUCCGAUGGAUCUGGUGGAUUAGGGUUUCUACUAACCGGGUGUUGGGUGUAGCCAUGGCUACACAGGUGGGAGUGAGUUCAGGGGAGGGGGGGCAGACAGCCCCGGGCGCCAUAAAGCCUAGUGUAGCCCCCAAACCUCACCUCAUGCCCAAGCCCUUCUCCCUGAAAAAGACACCCAUCCGUCAAAUACUCGCUCCAAAGCCAAUGGACAAUAAGCCAGUCCUGCAAACCACUGCCUCAGCUAAGCCAAUGCCAACCACUACCCCAAAGCCCACUCCAAAUGAUCAAGCGAAGCCAGACCUAUCAAGUAGCUCUCAACCAGCGCUGACUGGUUCCACUCAAGCAAUCAGUCCCAAGCCUGCUCCUGCUGUUGCACCAAAACCAGCCACUCGCGAUCCAGACGUUGCGUCCCACGCCACACCAGAUAUCACCGCCUCAAAGCCUGAACCAACUAGCCUCUUAAAAGCUCCUCCAGCUGUUGCUCCAAAACCAACACCUGUCAUACCAACCAAAUCAGACCAGACUGAUGUUGUGAAGCCAGACCUACCCAAAGGUAGCGAUGUCGUCGGCGUUGAGAGUCAAGGCAGUUUGGUUAGCACAGCGAAUACACUGCCCAGUACCCACACAGAGAAAGUCUGCCUCUCAAGAACAGCAGAGCAGAACCUGCCAAAGACCAGUGAUGGUGGCGUGCAUCUAAGAACCAGGACAAAGUCUAUCGGUGCCUUUGAUCGCAGACAACAGGAAGAAGCUCUAGAAGAAGGGCAGGGGCCUGACAAAGCUGGGUCUGACACCAGCCAAACCACAGAGACCUCAGAUGCCAAGAACACCGGAAAAUGGCCCAUCCGGAAGCGUCUUUCGAUGGACCUGACGUCCAGAUUUGAGUCCGUCCCCCUGUCCAUCCCUCCGUCUGUUCCGCUCCGGCCGAGCAAGGACAACAACCAGGAGCAGUCUGGCAAAAAGGAGCCGAUCCUUCCCCCAGGAGGACUCAAAGACAGAGGUUCUGAUGUGGACCAAACCGCUCCAGAAUCAGAACCGAAUCAGAAGCCCAGACCCUCAGUGGUGCCAAGGAGGGAGUGGAAGAGAAGCGAAGAAAAGGAAAACGAAAGAGAGAAUGAAAAAGAGAAGGAUGAGUCCAGUGGGGGCUCCAUCAAGCGACGGAUCAGCAUGCUUCUGGACUCUUCGGCGGCCUCCCAGCAGCGAGAAUCCCUGAAAAAAGAGGAGCCCCAACUGGCAUCACCAGCUGAGAUCGCUGUAGAUGUCAAGCAGCGAAUUAAAGAGCUGAAACUGGACGCUGGAAUGUCACAAAACACCUCAAGGGGCUCCCCAUCCCAGAGGCCAUCAGAGGAAUUACCCAGCGGGCCUUCAGAGCUGUCAAUAGAAGGAGGAAGUGAGGAGGCGAUGGUGAAAACUGCCUCAGAGGACAGGGUAGCAGCGCCUUCAGCGGAGGAGAGGACCCCCACUACAGGCUCCUUGUCGGCCCCGGUCCUGGUGAAGCACGCCGUCGGCAAUGUGCCCGUCGUUGGUGUGGUGUGUGCGGUCAGCGAGAGCGUGGCAUUGGCUCCUCUGGAGGACAAAGCCCUCACCCUCCGCCGCUCUGGAGGAUCUGGUUUUCUGGCGGAGCAGGAAGGGGGGUUCUCGGGGGAGGAAGAGGAGGAAGAGGAAGAAGAGGAUGAGGAAGGCACAGGCUUCACCCCAUUACCUGUCUACCAUAGGGUGAGCCUCUUUCAGAGGCAGACGGAGGCUGAGAAAGACACAGAGCCACAGAAGGAAGAGAAGGGUCAGAGAGAGGGGUCAAGAGAAGAGGAGAGGCUCAGGGUGGAGAAAGCGAGGGAGAGAAAACAGGAGGAAGAGGUGAAGAAGCAGAGAGAAGAAGAAAAGCAGAGAGAGUGGGAGAUAUUGCGACUGGAGAGAGAUAGACAGCAAGGGGAGGAGAUGAGAAGACAGAAAGAAGAAAAAGAGAUGGAGAGACUGAGAGAGAUUGAGCAGGAAAGAGAGAGGGAGAGAUUACGGCGAGAGAAAGAAGAUGAAGAGGAGGAGAAGAAGAGACAGAGAGAGGAGGAAGAACAAAGGAUAAGAGAAAUGGAGGAAGAGAUGGAAAGGCAGAAGAGAAAACAGGAUGAGAGGCUUAAGGAAGAGGAGGCAGAAAGGGUGAGACUGGAAAAAGAGAGGGAGAGACAGAGAGAAGAGGAGGAAAGGCUUAGGUUGGAAAGAGAGAGGGAGAAAGAAAGAGAAGAGGAGAGGGAGAGAGAAAGAGAAGUGCAGAGGGAGAGAGAAAGAGAGGAGGAGCAGAGAAGACUAAAAGAAGAGGAGGAAAGAAUAAUAUUGGAAAAAGAGAAGGAACGACAGAGAGAGGAAGAAGAAAGCCUUAGGUUGGAAAGGGAGAGACAAAGAGAGGAGGAGAUAAAGAGACAAAGAGAAGAGGAGGAAAGAAUAAGGAUUGAAAAAGAGAGGGAGAGAGAGAAAGAGAAGGAAAUGGAGAGACGGAGAGAGGAAGAGGAGAGACUGAGGUUUGAAAAAGAAAAGGAAAGGCAAAGAGAAGAGGAGCGAGACAGGGCAAGACAGAAGGAGGAGGAAGAGAGGGUAAAACUGGAACGAGAGAGGGAGAGACAGAUAGAGGAGGAAGAGAGAAUUAAGAGGGAGAGGGAGAGACAGAGAGAGGAGGAAGAGAGAAUUAAGAGGGAGAGACUGAGAGAAGAGGAGCUAAGGAAACAGAGAGAGGAGGAAGAAAGGAUGAGACUUGAGCAAGAAAGGGAGACACAGAGAGAGGAAGAAAACAUACGAGCCGAGAGUGAGAGAAAAGAGGCAGAAGAUAGACAGAGACAACUGGAGAAAGAAAUGGAGAGACAAAGAGAGGAGGAAGCAAGACUCCAGAGAGAGAGGGAGAGACAGAUAGAGGAGGAAGAGAGAAUUAAGAAGGAGAGGGAGAGUCAAAGAGAGGAGGAAGCAAGACUCCAGAGAGAGAGAGAGAGAGAGAGACAGAUAGAGGAGGAAGAGAGAAUUAAGAGGGAACGAGAGAGACAGAAAGAAAAGGAAGAAAGACUUAGAAUGGAAAGAGAAGAGGAGAGGAAGCGACAAGGAGAACAGGAAGAAAGGGACAGGGAAAGGGAGAGACAGAGAAAAGAAGAGGAGCAACUUGAGAGAGAAAGGGAGAGACAGAGAGAGGAAGCAGAGAGGCAAAGACUAGCAGAAGAGCAGCAGAGACAGCUGGAGGAAGAGGCGAGACAGAAGCGACGGCUAGAAGAAGAGAGGAAGAAGAUGGAACGAGAGGAGAAACAGCGAGCACUUGAAGAAGAGAAAGAGAAAGAGAGACAGAGGGAGCAGGAGAGAGAAAGCGAUACAAUAGAAGAAGAAGAAAAAGGGGAAGUUGCAACAUGUGAUGAUUUAAUCAACUUCGACAUGGACGAGCCACAGCCUGCUCCACCGGCACCAUCCGUCCCAGUCGGUGCGGCGUCCAUCGCUGAGGCGUCCAUCGCUGACCCCCUACUGGUGCCGGAGGUCACCUAUGACGACUUCUCAGCGAAGCCCCGGAGGUGGGGCACCAGACCCAAACCUUCCCCCAGAAUCCCCCGGGAUAAGAAACCCUCUGCUGGGGCUGAGGAACCAGGCUUGCCUGCCUCUGCGGACGUUAGCCUCCUGGAUGAUGGUGCACCGCGAUCAGAUGGAGAGCAUUUAGCUGCCGCCGGGCCAACUGCUCCAGAGGAGGGGAGGAGGAGCAGAAGACUCAGCCCAGCACCAGUGACUGCCAAGCAGGAGGAACCCAGCCAGGACAACCAGCCCACCCAAGAACCCUCAGCUCAACGGGAACAGGAAGAAACAGCCAAAAUAAUCAAGGAAAAGCUCAAUAACGUGGUGAAUGAGAGCAGGGGGCAGGACACUGAUGCUUUGAUACCAGAUUCCGAGGGCCAUGACGACACUCAGGAACCAGACAAUAGCCAUUGUGUCAAGAGCACCCAAUCGCCAGAGAGCGUAGUGACUCAACACACACCCACUGAGGCUGAAGAUGAGGAUGAGGAUGAUGAUGAGGAUGAAGCUGACACGGUUGACGGUGAUUUUGCCUCAGAGCCAGAGUUACCUCCCUUCCCUGAGCCCACAACCACUCUGCUGGACUCCAGCGUUCUUCGCUCAAGGGCGGCGCUGGGAAAGAGAAGGAGCACUCGGACACGCCCCCCGAAAGCAGUUCGUCAUAGUGCUGCCAUGGCUACAGUACAGGAAGGCCCUGCCCCUGACUGGAGGUUCUGUGACACUGCAGAUGGAAAAGUGUCCUCGUCUAACCAGGAGGAGUCCGACUCGGAGGACGAACAGCCCAGAGAGAAAGAGCCGUGCCCUCCCCCCGUCCAGCCUCACAGAGUGGCCUUGCCUGGGAUGGACCCUGCCAGCCUAAAGGCUCGUCUGUUUGGAGGGAAAAAACGAAGUGGGGAAGGAGCAAAAGGAGGAGGAGGAGGAGGAGGAGGAGAAGAAGGGGACAGUCAGACAAACAGGCUCAACCAAUCCCCCCCCAUCCCAGCUGCCCGCUCCCCCCGUAGACCCAGAGUACUGCCCCCUGUGGGAGCAAAAGAAAGCGGGGGCGGCCCCUCACCCAAUUGGCUUAAGGAGCUGAAGUCCAAGCAACGCCUUAGCCAGCAUGGUCAGCCUGACAGCGACACCUAAUCUAGUCUAACAGAAAGUGACAUCAGAGGAUGGUGCCUGCUGAAACCCAGAUGACACAGGUGCUGCUGCUGCUGCUGCUAUCGCUGAGCCUUAUUUCCUACGACCCUGUCUGGUUUACAGUUGUGCGCCAUGCCUUCUGGAAGCUUCUCCUGAAUUGACCACACAUAGCAGGAUAGAGGUUGGGGGGGUUGACCUCCUCUUGCUCGGUUCCAUCUGCGGAUCCCUGGUUUUGUGAGCGCUCAAAGGGGACUCGAACUUGAAGAGACUCUACCAUCCAAAUGGACUGACUGACGUGCUAAGACGCUAUGCGAUGCUAAAAGAGGAAGACCACGAGAGACCAAUUUAGUCUUCUUCAUUAUGCACUUUAAUAGAUGCAGGAGGAAGACCACGAGAGACCACUUCAGUCUUCUUCACUUUAGGGAGACGAGACCACAGAACCAAGUGCCUCCAAACUGAGUUUGGUUUUUAUUUUUGUAAUCUGGGAUGGAAAAAAAAAGCGUCAAUGCUUUGCGAUGACUAUGCAUUAAGCAAGUAUAUAUAUGUGCAGGUAAACACCACAUCAAACCUCUGUAUAUUUCGCAGAUCUCGACCAUAGAGUACAUAUUAAUCUCUCUCAUUGUUAUGUUCACUUGCUCUCGUUUAUAUGUACGUGCACAUUCCUGCUAGGACUGUUAGGAGGCUAGCACAAGCUAACGCUAAAUCGAAUGCUUCCCACUCCUAUCUGCCUGUGAGAGGCCUUUGUGCCCCGUGUUCCUGGAUCUCUCAGUUUUGAGAUUGAGGGGUGCAGGAGGAGGGGCAGGGGGGAGGUACACUCGUAUCUCAUCCCAGGGCAGCUACUCUCGCCCUGCUAUGCCAAAAGGAGGCAGUCAGACCGCCUCCUGUCCAAUUCACUGCCAUUAUCUGUGUGUCUUACCAUUCCAUCCCGAACAGUGCCAACUGCCACUGGUGCUGAUGCAAUCGCUCAGCACGGGCACACCCCUGGCACCGCUCGUAAUCCGGUUUCAGAACCGCUGCCAUGCCACCGCCAUGCCACCGCAAGACUUCUGAUUGGCCACCAUGAAAAUAAUUAAUUGUAAUUUACAUAAAUCCCACUCACAGAUGACUGAGUGAUUAUCGAUCAUAUAUUUGUUUUGAUUUGUGUCUUUUUACUUUGCUAAUUCUCUGAUUUUAUGUCAUUUUUUAUGUUGGUCAUUCUGCAAAGCUAUAUUUUUUCUGUCAAUAGGGAGACAUUUUACAUAUGGAUGGGUAAUAUAUGUAUUUUGAAAAGCAAUCAUGGGAAUUCUCUAUUAAAAUAAUUUUGAUGGGGA